AAAAAUGGCGCUUAGAAUUACGGAACCGUGGAUCAGGGAACGUGUCAAGUUAAAACAUGAUCAUUUAGGAAUGUUGUGGUGCAGUACCUCAUAGAUUCAUCUUAGCUAAUAUUCAUCACCUCCGUAUCAUGUCAGUCAAUCUUUGGUAGUAAUAACUGCCUUUGUUUUAGGGAUUGUAUUGGCAAAGCUUUAUGUGAAUGUAUGAAGGUUUCCUCCAACUUCAUUGGGUUUCCGAAACUUGACUUUCGGAGCUCGGGAGCUGCGUUGUAAAUUGCUUCUUGAGGUUUUCUAAUCCAUUUCCUUGCAAUCAGAUACGACUCUUGGUGAAAGUUCUUUUCAUCCUUGCUCUUAUUAAGUCAUAGAAAAUACUGAUAUGGGCGCCUAUUCGAGGAAUUACAGUAUUUAACCUUUCACCUUAAAGUUGAAAAUGUAAUUAUAGGGUAGAGACGUAUGGAGAAUCCUUCAAGAAUUUAUAAGUUUAUAUUGAUGCAUCUAAAAGCUUAAGAUGUUUUCUGACAGAACUGAGGUUUCUGUUAAUUACCUCAAUCAACCCCUUUUCCUAAAAUCACACCAAACAUUUCUGCUCAUUAAAAUGCUUACAAUGGACUUGCCAACUCCCUUGAAACCUUUUGAUUCCAAGAAGUGAUUAGUCCUUGAAGUUUCCCCUCACGGCAGCAUUGUCAAGCAAAGAGGUGAUGAGAAAGAGAAAAACAUCAAUAUUAUUACAAGGAUUAUCUCAUUUUUCACCUUUUUUAUUUUACAUGGAAGAAAAACUAGCUCUUUUUGUUAAAUUCAGCGACAGUGACAUUAAAAAGCUGAUCUCAAUUGCUGCUCCAGAAAUGAAGAGAAAGUCAACAAAAGUUACUUUCAAUGGGCAAUGCAAAAAUUAAUGGGAAGGUUAUCAAAUAACUAAACCACUUUCUGUCUUCUGUUAUGUUGGCUAAUGAUGUCCUUCGCUGGGAGGUUAUCCUCAAAAUUUCACUUUUGCCCUCAAGGCAUUGCUUCUCAGCCUAACCUUCAUUUUCUGGACAACAUUUCAGCUGUAGACAUUAUCAGCAAAUAUACUAGCUGCCAAUGUCAGAGUUAAUUGGGUUAAUUGAGACAAAGUACUUCCUUACUAGAAAUUAUGGGAAAUUUUCUAUAUUAUCCCUUGUAUAGAUGAUGUGAAAUCUCUCUCACUUCCUGGUGCAUAUAAUGAGAAGAUUUCAUCCCUGGGUACAGCUCUUCAUGGAUUCACUCGACUCAAGUCCUUAGAUCUGUCAAGGAAUUCUCUUAUGACUACUGAGGGUCUGGAGAAUCAACAAACACUGGAGUCACUUAACCUAUACUAUAAUAACAUUUCAACUUUGAAGGAUUUACAUGGGUUAAGGAAUUUGACAAAUCUAAAGGACUUAGAUCUGCGGUUGAACCCAGUCACCAAAAAUGAACCUGAUUACCGUCUGUUCCUUGUCCACAUGUUGCCAAAUCUACGGCGACUUGAUGAUAGAUCUGUGAGGGAUAGCGAAAGAAGAGCAGCCAUAAUGCACUUUACAUCUGAUCAGGCAUCAGAAUUUGAUCGCCAUUCUUCACCAAAAUCUGAAAGACCUUCAGAGAGGGUACCCUUGCCUAGAUCUGAUAUGAUUCAUAAGCUUGCUCCUUGUCCAUCAGUGCUAGAGGAAGACGAUGUGGCAGUCCUUGAUCUUAUCACACGCACUGGUGGAGACUUAAAACAGCCAAAAGCGAUCUCUGGCUCAGCAGCUAGGGUACCUGAUACUGAAGAUUAUACUAGAGAUGAACUCCACAAGAUGCUUCCAUCAAUGGCAGGACCUACUAGACACAAGACAGAUCUAAGAGACUCUUCUCAGGAUUAUAGACCACACAAGGAUAGAGUGUAUGUUCACUUUGCAGAUGAUAAAAUGAGACCAGCUGAUGAUCCAAAUCUAAGAUACACAGAUGAAACAAAUGCUUACACAACAAUAUCUACAAGAGGACAUUUCACACCAAAUCCAAGAGCAACAAAUCAUAAUACAACCCUAGAAGACCCUAUAUCUGACAGGUCUGUCAAGGGUGACUUUCCCAGAUCACAAGAAAGAGGACAAGAUGUGAGUAUACCAUUGUCAGCAAGGUCAUAUGAACUGUCACCCUCUAGAAGACUACAACCAUCUCCUAAACAAUCUCAAGGACCUCUUGCGGACAAGUUGGGUCCAGGAGAUGAUAUAAGCAACAAAAGAGAGAUGCCAACACAUGACUCUUUUGCAAACUCAACAAAAAUGGAUAUUACGGACUCAUCAGGGUCUUUAGAUCAAGAAGAACUCUUAAACAAACUUCUUGACUUAGUGGACAAGUACUGGAAUGGAUCCAAAUCACUUCAUCAUCAUUCAAAGUUUCAGAGUCUUGCUCAAAAACUUCUUUCUUCCUACUUACCACCUUCCAUGGAAAGAGCUCAUUUGACACUGUCACAUGAUAAUGAUAAAGUACAAAAAGAACUGAAGGAAAGAACAGCAGAAAUAUCAAGACUACGUGACCAAAUGUCACAACAACAGACUGACAUGGAACAAUUACAUAACAAGCUAAAAAGCCACCAAGGAUUAAAGGAUUCACUUGAUGCUGCCUCAUACGAACUGGCCUCUGUGAGAUCAAGACUUCUAGAGUUUCAGGAGGAGAAUAGUGCCCUACAAUCUAAAAUAACUGCCCUAGAGGUUGCCUCACAUGGUGCUUCAGAGCAAGAAAAACUUAUAGGUGAGCUUCAACAAAGAAAUCUUUCACUUCAGGAACAAGUUAAAUCUCUUAGCCAACAAGUUCAACAACAAAAUGUUAAUCUGGAGCAAUUACAGGAGCUCACAAACAUGCUACAAGAGAGCCACAGAUCACUAGUAUCUACAAAUGACCAUUUGCUGCGGGAACUGGAUGAGGCACGGCAGCGCCAUCAACAUGAAGUUCACCAGAUGCACUGGAGCUAUGAUAAUCUUAAAAAGACUAUCGACUGGUUACCAAAUAGUGUCAAGUAACAUUAAGACAAUCACUGGAGCCUAUUGUUCUACAACAGAUAUCUCUUCCUUAGAUAACCUUCAUAUAGAAACUAAGAUGUUUGCUUGCAAAAUAACAUAUUUAAUGAAGUGAAGAAAUAUUACAUAGCAUUUUAAUGUGAAGUUCAUGUGUCAAUUUUUGCUUAGUAUUUCUAAAUGAGUGUCUAAAACUUUAUGAAGACCCUAUGAACUGUAACUUGUAAUGAAAGUCUAAACUCAUGUCCUAAAUUAAAAGCUUGAAAUGUAAAACUUUUUCAUUACAAUUCUAUUUGAUUUUACAGGACUUCAUAUUUUCAGGCAUUAUGUGCAUGUCAAGUUAGUAAACACUCCAUUAUUAUAAUCACUGUCUUUGUAUCUUUCUGUGCCUGGGGGCUGUACAUACCUACACACAUUAAUUUUUAUUUAUUAUUUCCAAUCAUCAGUAGGUCAGCCUGAUUCUCAGAUGCUAGUUUGCCAUCCCUGCUUGUAAAACAAUCAUGUCAAACCAGUGUGUAUGCAUACAGCAUAUUACAAUAAAGUUUUGAACUGAUCAAAAAAUUGUAUACAGGGAAGAUGUUUGGUCAUGAUAACUUAUUUCUUAGUUUCAUUUGUUUUUCUUUAUAAGGAUCACUCCAGUCAGUUGUCACAACAUAUUUAUUUGCUAAAGCACCCAACCUUGAGAGAGCACUACCCUUUUGGAAGAAAGAGUUUAUAGGCAUCCAGCCUAGACAGGAGUUUGGUUUCAUUCUGUUGGAACAACUCACAUGCAAUGGUGUGGGUUAUUUGCAUCACUCAUUCUUAGACUCCUUGGUCUGGUUGUCACUCAGGGAGAUUCCACCAGACUGUCACCCACAACUCUUGGAUGUACUUAUGUCUAAUUUAGUGGAUAGUGUUCACACUACAGCUGCUAAAAGUAUUGGUGAGGAUUCAAAGUAUUUUCUGUUUACAAUGUUAAUGGCUUUAGGCCCCCAAAUGUGUGAUGAAGCAACCAAAAUAUAGAAACUUGCUCAAGACUUCAGUUUUGAUUUCUUUUGGUUUC
Pocillopora damicornis (cauliflower coral) is the source of this 4023-nucleotide messenger RNA. RefSeq names its product centrosomal protein of 72 kDa. The record is from RefSeq and is a predicted model, not a curated record. NCBI's taxonomy places the organism in Eukaryota, Metazoa, Cnidaria, Anthozoa, Scleractinia, Pocilloporidae. Gene Ontology annotation, molecular function: protein binding.